Messenger RNA from Helianthus annuus (common sunflower), 936 nucleotides. RefSeq lists its product as uncharacterized. The transcript has a single exon. Bases 1 to 936 code for a protein of 311 amino acids. The record is from RefSeq and is a predicted model, not a curated record. NCBI's taxonomy places the organism in Eukaryota, Viridiplantae, Streptophyta, Magnoliopsida, Asterales, Asteraceae.
AUGAAUGCAAAUGGAUUUUUCUUCUUCAAGUUCUCAGACCAAACGGGUAUGAUGAAUGCACUUAAAGAAGGUCCAUGGAUUAUUCGUUCACAGCCUCUAUUCUUAAACAUAUGGUCGGCUUCCACUAAACUUGAAAAGAAAGAAGUAAAAAAGUUGCAGCUUUGGGUUAAGAUUCACGAUGUCCCAAUUGCUGUCUACACGGAGCAUGGGUUGAGCCUCAUUGCCACGGCGAUUGGGGAACCUAAAAUGUUGGAUUCAUAUACAACAACUAUGUGUACGGACGCUUGGGGGAGAAGUAGUUAUGCUCGUGCAUUGAUUGAAAUUUCAGCGGAGAACGAUUUCAAGGAGGAAUUAGUUAUAGCUGUUCCAGAGCUUGAGGGUGACGGAUUUGUUAAAGAAAAGAUGUUCGUUGAGUAUGAAUGGAGUCCGUACAGGUGUAGUCACUGCCGAGUCUUUGGUUACUCUGAUGAUACUUGUCCGAAACAAGCCAAAACUACUAGGCAUCAUGGAAGUAUGGCCAAUAAUGGGAAGAAACAAACCCAUGCAGCUAAACCUCGGGACCAGGCUAAGAAUUUGGUUGAUGAUGAGGGUUUUACAGGUGUUGACGAUAAGAAGACUGCGAAGCGUUCUGGGUUUCCGGUCAAUAAGCAAAAACCAAAAUUCGAAUACAGACCUAUUGGCACUAAGUCAGGUGGGAGUAUCAAGAAACCUGAAAAAUCGAACACAGUGGUGUCUAAUAAUCCCUUUAAUGUUCUUCGGGAGGAAGUUGGGGAAUCUAGCAAACAGGCUCGGAUAGUGGAUGAUGGACCAGAUUAUUCGGAUGAUGACGAGGUGAGGGAGGUUUACAAUGAGACGAAUGACUUUCUCAAAGUUGAUCCAAGCCAUGAUAUUCACAAAAAAGGGGCAAGCACUCCUUCUUUAGAGGUGUCUCAAUGA